Molecule: messenger RNA, 1056 nt
Organism: Thyridium curvatum
Lineage: Eukaryota; Fungi; Ascomycota; Sordariomycetes; Thyridiales; Thyridiaceae
Exons: 3
Coding region: 1-1056 (351 amino acids)
Biological process (GO): actin filament polymerization; Arp2/3 complex-mediated actin nucleation
Cellular component (GO): Arp2/3 protein complex; actin cytoskeleton
Molecular function (GO): actin filament binding; structural constituent of cytoskeleton
Source: RefSeq, a predicted model, not a curated record
AUGCGCCCCACCAAGCCCCAGCUACCUGAGCUCUCUCAACGAGAUACAAUCCUUCGCACACGACAUCCCUCCGACAAGACAGGUCCUGCUCCCCGGGACCUCACCUCUCGCCAUGCUUCUCCUCGACUACCAGAAUGUGCUCAUCCAAUCGGUCCUCACCGAGAGGUUCUCAGGGUACGCCCUCACAUCCCCUCCCCUCUCCCAACCAUCUCCAUACCCACACACGAGCAGCAAAACAUGGCUAACCCUCCCCAACUUCCCAGGGCACCCCCCGUCUCCAUAGACCAGACCGUCUCCGACUUCGACGGCGUGACAUUCCACAUCUCGACGCCCGAGUCCAAGUCCAAGAUCCUCGUCUCCAUCCAGAUCCGCUGCUACGCCGACCUCGUCCGCUACGGCGCCGAGCAGGUCCUCCGCCGCGAGUACGGCGGCCUCGUCGUCUCCCCGCCCGAGCCGGGCUACGACUUCUCCAUCCAGAUCGACCUCGACGGCCUGCCCGCCGACCCGUCCGCCCGCGAGGACCUCGUCCGCUCCGUCAGCCUGCUCAAGCGCAACGCCAUGGCCGCGCCCUUCGAGCACGCCUACGAGGAGCACUACCGCCUGCGCGAGGAGGCCUCCAAGUACACCUCGGAGGAGGCGCCGCAGGGCGUCCGCGAGGGCGGCGAGGUCAUGGCCGUGCACUACCGCGAGGAGGAGGCCAUCUACGUCAAGGCCAGCCACGACCGCGUGACCGUCAUCUUCAGCACCGUCUUCCGCGAGGAGACGGACCGCGUCUUCGGCAAGGUCUUCAUCCAGGAGUUUGUCGACGCGCGCCGCCGCGCCAUCCAGAACGCGCCCCAGGUGCUCUUCCGCCACGACCCCCCGCUCGAGCUGCAGGGCGUGCCCGGCGUGCGGUCCGCCGCGGCCGGCGCCCCCGCCGGCGGCGAGAUGGGCUACGUCACCUUUGUGCUCUUCCCCCGACACCUGACGCCGCAGCGCAUGCCCGAGGUCAUCUCGCACAUCCAGACCUUCCGCGACUACUUCCACUACCACAUCAAGGCAUCCAAGGUACGUUGA